Gastrolobium bilobum is the source of this 2936-nucleotide messenger RNA. RefSeq lists its product as uncharacterized. The coding region runs from base 402 to 2669 and encodes 755 amino acids. The record is from RefSeq and is a predicted model, not a curated record. Lineage: Eukaryota; Viridiplantae; Streptophyta; Magnoliopsida; Fabales; Fabaceae. The transcript is spliced from 4 exons.
CACUCUCAGUCGCUCACUAUGUGUCCGUACGCAUUGAGUCAUACGAAUGAGCAAGCGUGUGAUGAAAACCAGAAACUCCAGCAGCCACUAUUCUAUUUCUAAAUUUUCUAUUUCCAAUAAACAUCACAAAAAUCAACAAUCACUGUUACUAGAGUGGUCACUGACUGACUAGUGUGGUGUAUCCCUAUUCCAGAUAUUCAUUUUUUUUUUCCCAUCAUCGUUCGUUGAUUUCCCUUUGUUCCUUUUUCUGCUACUGCUAGAUCUUCCUCCGCCUCAAACCCUUUUCACUUGCACCGCUUCUCUGAUUGAAGGGUGCGAGCGAUUUUCAACAAUGACGGGUUGAGAUUUUUUUUUUUUUUUUUUUUUUUUUUUUGAGAUUUUGGGGUUAGACUGAGAAGAGAAUGGGUAGUCCCGGAGAGAACGGAAUCGAUGCGACGGUGGGUGGCUUGGUUUGGGUUCGCCGCCGCAAUGGGUCGUGGUGGCCUGGCCGGAUAAUGGGUCUCAAUGAAUUGUCGGAGAGUUGCUUGGUUUCACCAAGAUCGGGUACUCCUGUUAAGCUCUUGGGUCGUGAGGAUGCAAGCGUGGAUUGGUAUAAUCUUGAGAAAUCGAAGCGGGUUAAAGCUUUUCGUUGUGGAGAGUAUGAUGAAUGCAUCGAAAAGGCAAAGGCUUCUGCUGCCAAUUCAAAUAAGAAGGCGGUGAAGUAUGCUCGCAGGGAAGAUGCUAUUCUUCAUGCUCUUGAGCUGGAGAGUGCUCGCCUUGGCAAGGAACCAUUGAACUUGUGCCCAGGGUUAGAUAAAUUAGGUAGUGAACAUGGUGGAUCGGCUGGAGAAUCACCAGCUGUGUCUCAUUCUGGUGAUGGUAAUGAGGAUGUGACUGAUGGUCUGAGUGAAUCUGAAGACAAUUCUAAUUCUGCUCCAGAAUUGUCUCAGUCUGGUAUAUCUUUUGAAGAGCCAAAUCAAAAUGGUUCUUCCAAGAUGCAAUCUAUGCAGGGAAGGAGAAGAAGAACACCUAAUGAUUCAGAAGAUGAUGGAACAGAAGGAGUCAAGCGAAUGAGAGGGCUUGAGGACUUGGGCAUUGGUGUAGUGUCAAAGAAAAAGGUCCACGGUGCAGGUACACCCGAGAUAGUUCAGCAAGAUGGUGCUUCACUCAGCAAUUCAAACACAAGGAACUGCCUGGCAAAUGGAACUUCUAUUAAUGGUGGUAAGGGCCAUUCUUCCACACUGAAACGAAAGAGAUCACAAGUGGCAAAUCUUCAUGAAUUGAAAAGGAAAAAUCGACGCCGGCCAUUGACGAAGGUUUUGGAGAGUACUGCUAUGGUGUCAAUUCCGGUAAUUUGUGAUCAGCUUCCUAGUUCAACCAGUUCUCCACUAUGUGAGGUGACUGAUAGCAAGACUUCAGGAUUAGAUUCCAAUGAGUCAAAGAAAAGUUCUCCACUAGCAAUUCAUAAUUCUGAUAGCACUGAGGCUCCUUUUGAGAAUGGAAAUUUAGUAGAUGUUAAUGAUCAUGGUUGUGAAGCUUCUCAAAUCAGUCACGCAGUAAAGGAGAAUGGGGCUUCUGGCACAUCAGGGCUAAUUGGGAACCAUGCUUCUGAUAAAUUAUUUGAUGUGCCAUUUGUCAGGGAUUCAGGAGAUGAGAAACAUGCCACAGGUUGCUCGCCUGUACUUGUUUCUUGUUCACCUGGAAAAACUCAAAUUGGUGUAUUGGGACAACAAUCCUGUCAUGUUAGUCAAUCUGAAGCUCUCUCUUUGAGCAAUGAGGAUCAAAAUACUGGUUGUACAAGUUCAGCUGCGGUUUAUAAUAUUAUUGGCCAUAGAACGGAGAAAGGUAGUUCAAAGUGGCAGUUAAAAGGAAAAAGGAAUUCAAGACAUAUAAAUAAAAAUAGAAAAGAAGUCUUGAGAAAACAUGUGGAGAUGGAUGAUGAAUGCAGUGCUCAUUUGACAGGUGCCCCCAAUGUUUCAUACAAUUGUACCUCUCUUGCUAGGUGCAAACCAGUUGCUGAAGGCCAACUAGAUGGGUUUCGGGAUUUGAUCAAGCAUGUUAGGGGGACAACAGAGGUGAAGCUAUUACCUGAUGGAUCUCUCACCCCACAGAGAUCACUUCCUUUUCGCCAGUCUCGUUUUACCGUUAACUCCAGAUAUCAAAUGGUAGAUUUUCCUGGAAGAAAUUAUUGUUCUGAUGCUUCGUUAUAUGAUGUUAAGCUAGAAGUUAAAUCCAGUUACCGGCCGCAGCAUGUCCCUUUGGUUUCUCUUGUGAGUAAAUUAAAUGGCAAAUCCUUUAUUGGACACCCUCUAACAGUUGAGGUUUUGGAUGAUGGUCAUUGUGACAGUGUGUUGAGUGGAGUUGAAUGCAACUUGGAAGGUGGUGACACUUACUGUGUGGUCAAGCCAAACUCGGUAACCAGAAGAAUACCUUCCAAUAAUUUUUCGCGAUUUUCACCUAAUAAAUCUUUGAAAAUGAAAAAAUCUGGUCUCUUAAAUAAAAAGAUUCGGAAAUUAUCAUCACUGACUGGGCACAAGCAAUCAGAAGAGGAGAGAAAACCAGUGGUAGAUAAGCUCAAGGGUCCUGUCAUAGCUUGUAUUCCCCUUAAAGUAGUAUUCAGUAGGAUAAAUGAAGCAGUAAGCGGUCAGGCGCGGCCAUCACACAGCCCAUUACCAACAUCAAACCCUUGAGUUACAGAGAAUGGGUUGUGUGGAGAACUGUUUCUUUGGUAACUUGAGAGAUUUUUAGUUUUGCAGAUAAUGAAUCUGCAUUUUAUUUAUAUGCGCAUGAUUUGAAUCAUAAUCAUAUGAGGCUUCUCUUGGCUCUGUAAAUAAUGUAACAUUAUCUGAGUUGUAAAGAUGAUCUAGUAUUAGGUAUUGGUGACCUGAUAUUAGGUCCUCAAAAUGUCAUCUCAUGAAGUUAGGUUCUCAGAAAGUCAUGAUAUUACGUUCUCAAAA